UUUCUGAGUCGAAAUUAAAAAUUUACUCAGGAGUUCAAUAUUUCAAAAGGAACCUAGGCAUUUGUUGAAAAAAACAAGUAUCAAUACAUCUCUCAAAAAGAUGCCACUUUACAAAUCUUUAUCACCAUUGAUUUCAAAAGAUAAUGGAGAAAAAGAUUCUACGAACAAGUGUCCCUCUGAAAUAUAUCCUUUGAGCAUUUCAAACUCGGAAUUCACCUAUCAAAAUUCAAAAACACAUCUUUUUAAACAAAAUCAUCAUCCACCAAAUAUUGAACAUGAGUUGAAUGUUGUUAAAUCAAUUCUUCAACAGGGAAGUUCAGUUACAGGUGAUAGUUUGUUUGAUCAUUUGGCUGAUGUAAUUAAACUUGUAAUAAAAGAACGUCCACCAAACAUAGUGGAUUAUUUUGAAGAAUUAAGUUUUAGUUUGCGAGCACAAAAGUUCAGGAUUCCUGAAAAUUUUCCGUGGGCUACUUUUAAACCAAUAGAUGUUGAAAAGGCUAAAUCUAUCAUGAAGCUACUGAAUGUAAGAAAAAAUAUUCCAGAUCAAUCAAAGAAUGAUACUAAAUACGAUGUUUGUAUCGAAAACGUAUCAAAAAAUGCUAAAAAAUCUCGAAAAGUAACACCAAAAAAUGUUUUACUCAUUGAAAGGAUACAACGAAAACUUUCUCUAAAUGAAAACAUUCAACGGCUCAACUUAUAUUGGACCCUUUGUGGAUUUGGUUUAUUAGAUGAAGAAAUUUCUGAACUUUCGUAUGCUUUACAAAAAGUUCAAUUCCAUCAAAACAUUCAACACGCACGUUUUUGGGGUAAAAUCUAUGGUCUCAGAAAGUCUUAUUACAUUGUCGAAGCUCAGCUUAUACAAUCUGAGAUUGAUAUUCGUUGUGAUAAAAUGAGAGAAGAAAUUAUUGAAAAAAUCACCGUCUUUCAAGAAAAGAAAUUCCAAAAUAUGCAUAACGAAGAAGAUCAAGAAUUUACUCCCGGAUUACAAUGGCAAAACUAUUCAAAAGAAGAUCUUAAAAAAAUGAGGAAUAAAUUUGAGCCUAUCCCAAUUUUAAAGAAUCAGGUGAAUUUUGAUAUUCCUCCAGAGCCUAUGGGAACCGGGUUGCAUCGACGAACUUAUUUUGUUGUAAAUUCACUGACUGACGAAUGGGUUGAAUUACCCGUUGUUGAUCCGGAACAAGUAAAAAUAUCAAGAAAAAUUAAAAAAAUCUUAACAGGGGAACUAAAUGCUGAUAUAAUUAGUUUUCCUGAUUUUCCAGGAAGUGAGAAAAACUAUUUAAGAGCUAUGAUAGCUAGAAUAACUUCGGGAACAUAUGUGGCGCCCAACAAUUACUACAGAAGACUUACAAAAAAAGAAUUAAUUGAAAUUUUUGGCGAGAGUGUAAAAGAGGCACAAGAUGAAUUGGAAGAAUCAGAUAUUGAAGAUGAAGAAGAUGAAGAAGAAGAGGAGGAUUUAGAUAAUGACGCCCUCAUUAUCGAAAACAACGAAUACAAACCACAUCCAGAAAAUCUUAGGUCUUUGACAUCCUGGGUACAUGUUAGGCCAAAUAUUCUCGAACAAGGCCGUAUAGUUUACUUUGAUGAGAAAAAAGCUCUUCAAGCCUUAGAAAAUGGAGGUUCUAAUUUUAUCCUAAGAACUGAAGAGGAAAUCGAAGAAACAGACAUUGAGGAAGAUUACAUAAUCGAAGAAAAUGAUAAUACAAUCAAAGAUUCAAAUCCCACUCUCUUUUCCCCAUGUAAUCAAGAUAAAAACGACCAAAAUAUUCAAAAUUGGUCAGUACGCUAUUCAAGCACUCAUAAUAAAAUAAAUCAGCUAACAAUUUUGCAUUCAAAUUUGUGGCCAGGAGCAUAUUCUUUUACAUUUGAUAAAUAUUCUGAUUCUAUUUACUUUGGCUGGGGAUUUAAAUAUAAUGCCAGAAAUAUGACAAUAACACAACUUCCUCCAAUACAAGAUGACAAUGAUACAAUUGGACUUGAUGAAAUAUUCGAUCCUACUGUAGAAAUGGAAGAAGCUUGGCGUCGUUUUCAUCAGAAAAAGGUUGUUGAAGAAAUUUCUGAAGAAGAAAUAGAGGAAGAAGAAGAUUCAUGUUAAGCUUUUUUUUUUGUAAGAAUGCUUUCAUUCAAUAAAUGUUUUAGUUCAAUAAAACAAUAAAAUAGAACGA
Episyrphus balteatus (marmalade hoverfly) is the source of this 2162-nucleotide messenger RNA. RefSeq names its product radial spoke head protein 6 homolog A-like. Gene Ontology annotation, biological process: axoneme assembly; cilium assembly; cilium movement involved in cell motility. NCBI's taxonomy places the organism in Eukaryota, Metazoa, Arthropoda, Insecta, Diptera, Syrphidae. Bases 101 to 2092 code for a protein of 663 amino acids. The record is from RefSeq and is a predicted model, not a curated record. Gene Ontology annotation, cellular component: axoneme; radial spoke. The transcript is spliced from 3 exons.